This is a messenger RNA of Aspergillus udagawae, 2847 nucleotides long. RefSeq lists its product as uncharacterized. The record is from RefSeq and is a predicted model, not a curated record. Gene Ontology annotation, molecular function: hydrolase activity, hydrolyzing O-glycosyl compounds; chitin binding. NCBI's taxonomy places the organism in Eukaryota, Fungi, Ascomycota, Eurotiomycetes, Eurotiales, Aspergillaceae. Gene Ontology annotation, biological process: carbohydrate metabolic process. The transcript is spliced from 9 exons. Bases 1 to 2847 code for a protein of 948 amino acids.
AUGGAUUCGUCGACUCCAUCAAGUCUAUUCAAGGAUGCCACAAAUCUCAAAUCGAUCAAGCAGGAUCUCUCCGUCUUUGUCAGUAUCGGUGGCUGGACUUUUUCCGACAAUGGCACAGCAACCCAGCCCGUAUUUGGCGAGAUUGCAGCAGAUGGAUCUUCCCGUCAGACGUUUGCAAAUAACGUGGUGCAAUUUAUGAAGCAAUAUGGAUUCGACGGUCUUGAUAUUGAUUGGGAGUAUCCCGGGGCGCCUGAUAGAGGUGGCAAGACUGAAGACACUGCAAACUAUGUGUUGCUGCUCAAGACACUGCGCAACACGUUUGAUGCGAGCGGAAGUAAGUUUGGUCUGACGUUUACUGCCCCUUCAUCAUACUGGUAUCUCCGUUGGUUUGAUCUGCCCAACAUGAUCAAGUAUGCCGAUUGGAUCAACGUCAUGACAUACGAUCUACAUGGUGUUUGGGACGCUUCCAACCCCAUUGGCAGUAUUAUUCAAGGGCACACUAAUCUCACAGAGAUCAAGCUGGCCAUGGAGCUCUUCUGGCGUGUGGAUAUUCCUCCAUCACAGCUUGCCCUUGGCUUUGGUUUCUAUGGUCGAUCUUUCACGCUUGCGGAUUCAAGCUGCAAUACCCCUGGAUGUCCGUUCAGUGGUGCCUCUUCCCCUGGCCCGUGUUCGGCAACCGGCGGGAUGCUCGCCUAUUAUGAAGUCCAGGAUGUCUUGAGUCAGGGGAGUUCCGGCAAGAAACGGGCGGCCAUCACCCCAAUUCAUGAUGAAGAGGCGGCUGUCAACUAUUUCACAUUUGAUGGCGACCAGUGGGUCUCAUACGAUGACGAGGUCACUUUUAAACAAAAAGUAGACUGGGCUGAUAGUAUUGGGUUCGGAGGUGCGCUGAUCUGGGCGUCUGAUCUUGACGAUGAUAAGUACUCCGCGCAUACUGGACUGCUCGGGAGAAGUAUUAUUUCCACCCCUACCCUCCAGACCAUGGACAAAGCGCUAUCCAAUCCCCAGGCAGUGAUAGAGGACCUGUCCAGUUUUACUGGACAGAAAUGCUUUGUGUACAGCGGGAGCUGUGUUAAUUUGAACGAUAACACGGCCAUGGCCAAUGCCUGUGGCUCGGACUUUACCGUUGUUGGCUGGGACGAUGCUGGAUGUGGUAAGAAAAGCUGCCACUGUGGAAAACCGAUCUGUUGCCCUAGGACUAGUGCGCCCAAGAACUGUGAGUGGCGCGGCCAAAACACAGGAAAUCCAGGAGCGAGCACGGACUGCAGCGGCCAGUGUCUCCCCGGCGAGAUCAACAUCAAUGGUAUCCGUUCCAAAUGGGGAGGGGGCUUUGUGAAUGAUGGCGACACCGACAAAUGUGGCCGAGGGGACAAGGUCUUCUGCUGUCCUGACCCAGAUUAUGCAGAAGUGAAUAAUGGAUGUGCUUAUGCAGCAUGUGGGGCGGAUUGUCCCUCGGGAACCAGCUCUAUUCUCACCAAGUAUGACAAUUGUUGGGCCAAAGGGCAGAAUUACUGCUGCCCCGAUCCCGUUGAGUUGGUAGCAUGCCACUGGGUCAGCGGCACUUCCGGACAUGACUGUGCCAACGCCGUGUGUAAUGCCACGGAGGUUCAGAUCGACCGGGCAACGUAUGGGGAUAAAACAUUCGCCUGUGAUUGGGGAAGAUCCAAGUCUGCUUGUUGUACAGUCCAAAAGGCACCCCCGCCGCCAGCCACCUGCAGCACUGGUCUUUGUAAACUUUGGCCCGGUUUCUGUCCCGAUGAUGAUGACGACGAGAGCGCCAAUAACUGGAGCAAGCGGGACCUGGACCUUGCUCCGGCGGACGUGGCCGACACCUAUGACACUCCUUCGGGCCUCGAGAAACGAGGAAAUUCUUCCAAAAAGCCAAUUCGCGCAGGCGACCUUCUCUUCUACCUGAUCUUCAGGGCAUAUCCUUCCAUUGGCAAUUUGUACAAUGUCGCCAAUUCCUACCAGGUUCUCCGCCGGGCUCUGUGGUUGAGGUCGGGCUGGUGCAGCAGUUCCAGUAUCCAGGUGGAAGAUGUUGGAGCUGGUAAAAAGCCACAGGGUAUGACAGGGCUGCAAUCAGAGCAUCCGUACGACAAACAAAUCAUGUCUGCGUUUGCUACUGCUGCUUCCACUGGUAUUCUGGCCUCAGGGGCAAUCGCCCCCCUUGCUCCCCUUCCCGUUGCCUUCUGGCGAGACGUCUGGAACGCUUCCAAUACAGCCCUGGGAGCACGGCCUCCCGUUGGAAGCUCGACAGGGGCCCAGCCCAACACGCCCAAUGAUCGCAUCACGGAGGCUCUCGGGUCAACCCGCUAUCCGUACCCGUUCCUGGCUACCGACGCCGAAAUCAAUGGGGCUAAGGGGCGGGUCAUGGGCUUGAACUCUGCCACUGAUCUCGACCGCGUUGCGGAUCUGGCUGCCAAUGCAGUAAAUUUGGAUACCGACGAUGCAGCAGACGCGUUGCUCUCAUCCAUCCGCAUUUGGUUCUCUGUCUUUGAAUAUUACCGAUUCGGCGCGGUGAGAAUGCGAUUCAACAUUGUCUUCAACCAGGUCGAUCGCCAAAUGUCCUUUGUCGAGCAGGACACGUCCAUCACCAACCUCGUAUCCUGGUGGCAUCUGUUCAAUGACGACUAUAUGCGCCACGUGGAGCGUCUAGCACAACAGCGGGUUCGCAUGGCCAUUAAUAGCGCACUCGAGCCCUACGUCCAAGCGCGCGCGGCCGGCCGGAAUCUACAGACCUAUGAUCGUGUUGUGACGGCGCUGAGGUAUUUUGAGAGCCAAAUUGUUUGGAUGACUAUACCGCCGUUUUAUAUGGUUCCAGAUGUUGACAAGUAUUCCAACUCAUCGUGA